Seriola aureovittata is the source of this 2167-nucleotide messenger RNA. RefSeq names its product neuromedin U receptor 3 (gene nmur3). NCBI's taxonomy places the organism in Eukaryota, Metazoa, Chordata, Actinopteri, Carangiformes, Carangidae. The transcript has 3 exons. Gene Ontology annotation, molecular function: neuromedin U receptor activity. The coding region runs from base 329 to 1606 and encodes 425 amino acids. Gene Ontology annotation, cellular component: plasma membrane. Gene Ontology annotation, biological process: G protein-coupled receptor signaling pathway. The record is from RefSeq and is a predicted model, not a curated record.
CUCCUCUUCUUUACAUCUCACCACAUUAAUCUCUGUCUGAAGAGGAUGUGGCUGCAGCGCAGUUAGGAUUGCUGUGCUGCCUCCACCUGUUUCUUCGUCUCUGUUGUUGCGCCCUGAAAAAUCAACUUUUGCAGUCAUUAAUCAGUUUCUAUUUGCCUCAUCGGCGCCGUUUGUUUCUCAUUUCCAAUAAUGAGCUCACAGAGAGCGCGCAAUGAGAAGCGGCUGGGAGAACAGCAGCAUCAAGCACAUCUCCGGUGUUGAAUGAAGCCACAAAUCAGCACAGGAUGUGUUGACAACUCCUGUUGUCUCUCCAGCUCUCCUCUCUGAGAUGGAUCUCUCUUUGAAGGGCACCUCUUCAAACCUAUCCAAACUGUUCUUCAAUACCAGCAUGCCACUAAACGGCACUGGGAAUUACACCAACGACCAGUUUACUGAAGUCAACCUCUUUGAAAUCCUGGGUCCAAAACGAUCUCCCUUCUUUCUCCCGGUGACCACUGUUUACCUUCUCAUCUUCCUCACCGGCUUGUCUGGAAAUCUGCUCACAUGUGCAGUGAUAGCAAAGCACAAGAAGAUGCGUAACCCCACCAACCUCUACCUUGUGAGCCUGGCCGUGUCCGACCUCCUUGUGCUUUUGUUCGGGAUGCCCCUGGAAAUUUACGACCUGUGGCAGAACUACCCAUUCCCCUUUGGCGAGGGCGGCUGCUAUUUCAAGACCUUCCUCUUUGAGACAAUCUGCUUCGCCUCAAUCCUCAAUGUGACAGCUCUGAGCGUGGAGAGGUACAUAGCUGUGGUGCAUCCGCUCAAAACAAGAUACCUCUCGACAAAUCAGCACGCCAAGCAUGUAAUCACCGUCGUGUGGGUGGUGUCGAUGACCUGCGCCAUCCCAAACACAUCACUGCACGGCAUCUUCUACCUGCCAGAGAAGAUGGAGGAGUCGGCCAUAUGCACUGUGCUGAAGCCCCUGUGGAUCUAUAACAUGGUCAUGCAGAUCACCACUGUGUGCUUUUAUUUUGUACCCAUGAUGGUGAUUAGCAUGCUGUACCUGGUGAUGGGCCUUCAUUUGGGCAGAGAGACGCGGCAGCCCAGCAAGAACCUGGGAAAGAACUGUAGGAGCAACACACGAAGGAAGAUCAGCAUUGAGAACGGGCGCAGGAGACAGGUUACCAAGAUGCUAUCAAUCGUGGUGGCUGUGUUUGGAGUCUGCUGGGCGCCCUUCCACAUCGAGCGGCUCCUGUGGAGUUCCAUCAGCCAAUGGACCGACUUGAUGCACAAUAUUUAUCAGUAUGUCCACAUACUGUCGGGCGUCCUCUUCUACCUCAGCUCUGCGGUCAAUCCUAUCAUCUACAGCCUGCUCUCCACACGGUUCAGGGAGUGUUUCCGAGAACUCGUGUGUUCCCAGACGGAGGACAACAGCUCUGUCAGAGACUCGCCGCCCUUCCCUAAAAUCUUACUGAAUCCCUCUGUUUCAAGUUCCAGAGCUCAGGCUAAGGGUAAGGACUCUAAUGCUAUCAUCCCUUUGCUGUCUCCUAACAUGACACUGAGCAUAGAUUCUGCAAUCCUCACAUGUGCAUGUAAAGAGACGACUUGCAAGACCUCGGUGUUCUAAUUGACAUUUGAUAUGAAUAAGCUAACGAGGAGCUGACCUAGAACCACUUUAAAGAAGUAAUUUGGCAUUUUGUGAAAUACGCUUAUUUACUUCCUUGCUGAGAGUUAGAUGAGAAGAUCGAUAGGACUCUAAAGAUACGAGCAAAUUGAUAUGACUCAGAGAAUGGAAACAGGGGGAAACAGCUUCUCUAGCUCUGUCCAUAGGUACAAAAAAUCCACCUACCUGCAUGUGUAAUGCUCGCUAAAUAAAAACUGCAUAUGUCAUGUAUUUAAUUUGUAAAAAAAGAAAAAAAAAAAAGAAAUUAGUAGUGAUACAAUUGAGCUUUAAAUGGGUUGUAGGUGCAUUGUUUUUCACUGUUGCACAGAGCCUGGCUAGCUAUUCCCCCGUUUUCAGUCUUUAUGCUAAGCUAAGAUAGCAGUCUGCUAGUUCAUAUUUACUAUACAGAUGUAAGAGUGGUUCUCAUCUAAGUCUAACCAAGAAAGUGAGCAAGUGAAUUUCUCAAAAUGUUGACCUUUGAACCUUUAAACUUGUUACAUGUCAUUAAAGAGCUUGUACAUAUAA